Molecule: messenger RNA, 467 nt
Organism: Racocetra persica
Lineage: Eukaryota; Fungi; Glomeromycota; Glomeromycetes; Diversisporales; Gigasporaceae
Source: the annotation of a GenBank genome assembly
GAAUCAGCACAAGGAUUAAAAAUUUAUUCUAGACUUUUUAUUUUUACCGUAAUUGUCCAUUUUAUAUAUAACAUCUAUUUCCUCGUUAUCCUCGUUACUCCUUAUUCAGACAGCACUGUCAGAGAUAUGGAAAAGUCCAUAGCAAUUCCUCAAUUUGUUGUAUCUUUGGUUGGGGCUUAUUUUGCCAAGCUUAUUAUUGAUUACACUAAAAUUGUUGAACUUAAAAAAAAAAAUGCACAGACACCUGGAAGAGUUGAAGCUUCUAAUACAACAAAUUGUCAAUUAUCCUGUGGCAAAUCAUUACAAAUUGCCGUGGAUGUUUCGGAAGAGAUUUCUGAGAAGGACGAUUUUUGCGAGCUGUUUGAUGUAGAUGCAGUCAGAGUAUUAUUUAUGGUUUGGGGUUCAUCAUCCAUUUUACCACCAAAUAUUGAAGUUGAGGCCAUAUCCGCGUUGCUUUUAUUAACUUG